Messenger RNA from Sarcophilus harrisii (Tasmanian devil), 2780 nucleotides. RefSeq names its product FYN proto-oncogene, Src family tyrosine kinase (gene FYN). The record is from RefSeq and is a predicted model, not a curated record. Gene Ontology annotation, cellular component: extrinsic component of cytoplasmic side of plasma membrane. Gene Ontology annotation, biological process: T cell receptor signaling pathway; cell differentiation; innate immune response. Gene Ontology annotation, molecular function: non-membrane spanning protein tyrosine kinase activity; signaling receptor binding; ATP binding. Bases 702 to 2315 code for a protein of 537 amino acids. The transcript has 12 exons. Lineage: Eukaryota; Metazoa; Chordata; Mammalia; Dasyuromorphia; Dasyuridae.
GGCAGUUACUUCUGGGCCAUGACCUUGCUACUCAGAGCUGCCAUAUUCUCUUUUUUCACUAUGCUAGAAAACCUCAUAGGCCCAGAGAUGAACUGGUAGAUUCAGUUUUAUUAAAGUGAAAGGAGAGAAUAUGAGAAACUCUAGAAAAGAGACCCCUUGUCAGGUGGUAGGAAAAAUUUUCCAAAUCUAUCAUUUGGGGAUAUUUUCAGGGAACAGCUGUAUAAUCCCUAGUAAGUGGCUUUUGCCACUGAAAUCAAGCAGUUUAAAUUAGAUUCCAGAGAGCAGUUUAAAUUGGAAUCCUCUACCAUCACUCCCUUCUCUUAACUCUUCCCUGUUCUUCAUCUUUAACUUCAUCCUCAGAGGUUAGGUACAUUUUAGACUUCUUUCAACAGAGUAAUUGAGGACUUAUAAAGAGAUAUCUUUAAAAUUCCCCUUUCUUUGACCAAACCAGCCAUACUUUCAGACUUAUGUAAAAUUGACUUCGGUGGAUUAACCUGAACUCAGCCAUUGCCUCAUGUCUGACCAUAAAAUGAGAGAGGACCCUGGGAACUUUGAGGACUCCGGUUUGGCAAUGGAGAACAGUUUUUUCAGCUGGACUCCUCCCCAUGCCUUCACUAAGACCCAUUUCUUCUACUGAUUUAAGAAUAAAAUCUUCAGGGCUGACCAUCUAUACAACCUCAAGUCUAAAAGGAAUUUAGAGAAUGGGCUGUGUCCAAUGUAAGGAUAAAGAAGCAGCAAAACUGACAGAGGAGAGGGAUGGCAGCUUAAACCAGAGCUCUGGCUAUCGCUAUGGGACAGACCCCACUCCCCAGCACUACCCUAGUUUUGGUGUGACCUCCAUCCCCAACUACAACAACUUCCAUGCAGCCAGUGGCCAAGGGCUGACUGUCUUCGGAGGCGUUGGUUCUUCUUCUCACACUGGGACCUUGCGGACAAGAGGAGGAACAGGUGUAACCCUUUUUGUGGCCCUUUACGACUAUGAGGCACGAACGGAAGAUGACCUGAGUUUUCAUAAAGGAGAAAAAUUUCAAAUACUCAAUAGCUCUGAAGGAGACUGGUGGGAAGCCCGUUCCCUGACAACAGGAGAGACUGGCUAUAUUCCCAGCAAUUAUGUGGCUCCAGUUGACUCUAUCCAGGCAGAAGAGUGGUACUUUGGAAAACUUGGUCGCAAAGAUGCAGAAAGACAACUCUUGUCCUUUGGAAAUCCACGAGGUACCUUUCUUAUCCGAGAGAGUGAAACCACCAAAGGUGCCUAUUCACUUUCUAUCCGUGAUUGGGAUGAUAUGAAGGGAGACCAUGUCAAACAUUACAAGAUCCGAAAACUUGACAAUGGUGGCUACUACAUCACCACAAGAGCCCAGUUUGAAACUCUUCAGCAGCUCGUCCAGCAUUACUCAGAGAGAGCUGCAGGCCUUUGCUGCCGCUUAGUAGUCCCCUGUCAUAAAGGAAUGCCGAGGCUUACUGAUCUGUCUGUCAAAACCAAAGAUGUCUGGGAAAUUCCACGUGAAUCCCUUCAGUUGAUCAAGAGACUGGGAAAUGGGCAGUUUGGGGAAGUAUGGAUGGGUACCUGGAAUGGGAAUACAAAAGUGGCCAUCAAGACUCUUAAGCCUGGCACAAUGUCUCCAGAAUCCUUUCUCGAGGAAGCCCAGAUCAUGAAGAAACUGAAGCAUGAUAAACUGGUCCAACUUUAUGCUGUGGUGUCUGAAGAGCCAAUCUACAUUGUCACGGAGUACAUGAAUAAAGGGAGUUUGCUGGAUUUCCUAAAAGAUGGAGAAGGGAGAGCCCUGAAAUUGCCUAAUCUGGUGGACAUGGCUGCACAGGUUGCUGCAGGUAUGGCUUAUAUUGAGCGGAUGAAUUACAUUCAUAGAGAUCUGCGAUCAGCAAACAUUCUGGUCGGGAAUGGGCUCAUAUGCAAGAUAGCUGAUUUUGGAUUAGCCAGAUUGAUUGAAGACAACGAAUAUACAGCAAGACAAGGUGCAAAGUUCCCGAUCAAGUGGACAGCCCCAGAAGCAGCCCUCUACGGAAGGUUCACAAUUAAGUCUGAUGUGUGGUCCUUUGGAAUUUUACUCACAGAGCUGGUAACCAAAGGGAGAGUUCCCUAUCCAGGCAUGAAUAACCGUGAAGUUUUGGAGCAAGUGGAACGUGGGUACAGGAUGCCAUGUCCUCAGGACUGCCCUAUCUCCUUGCAUGAGCUUAUGAUUCACUGCUGGAAAAAAGAUCCCGAGGAGCGCCCCACGUUUGAGUAUUUGCAGGGUUUCCUGGAAGACUACUUUACUGCAACAGAACCCCAAUACCAACCUGGUGAAAACCUGUAAGUCAUGUGGCCUGUCUGCAGAAAACAUCCUCCAGGUGGUCAUUUCCCCCCCUUUUAGCUUCCAAUUCAGUAGCUCGCUGCUCUUGGAGCAGCGUGGAAUCUUCCAGGACCAGAGUGCAUGUGAGUCUGAAGUCUGAACAACCACACCCCUCAUCGAUGACCACUUGUCCCCAAAUCUGAAUGUCCUCUGUGAAGAAUAAGAGACACAAACUUGUUAACUUCUCAAGACUUUUGAAAAUGCAUUGUAUCGAUGUUAUGUAAACGGCAAAACCUCUAUUCAGUGUAAAUAGUUACUCAGUGCCAAUAACUGACCCUAGUGCUUUCCUUUUUUAAAUGCAAAUCUUAUGUGAUUUUAACUCUGUCUUCACCUGAUUCAACUAAAAAAACGAAAAGUAUUAUUUUCCAGAAGUGGCCUCUUUGUCUAAAACAAUAAACUUUUUUUUCAUGUUUUAACUAAAGAAAAUCA